AUGGCUUCUAAUCCCCCAGGUCCAUGCUGCUUUAAAGGAUUUUACCAUACCGGUGAACCAAAAGGUCACCAUAAGGAUAUGUAUGGAAUGGAGACAUACGUCAGUGGCAAUGGAAAAACGGACAAAGUUCUCGUUAUUAUAACUGAUGUAUUCGGGAAUAAAUUGAACAAUACAUUGUUGGUUGCAGACCAGUUGGCUGAUGCGGGCUACCAAGUGUAUAUUCCUGAUAUUCUUUUUGGUGACUGCCUUGAGAAGUUGGACAACACUGUUAACUUCCAGGAAUGGAUGACUAAACACAACAAAGUUGCUACCAAAAGUGUGGUUGACAAAUUCAUGGAGAAUUUGAGAAAGGAAUUCUCUCCUAAAUUUGUUGGUGUAAUUGGCUACUGUUUCGGUGCCAAAUAUGCCGUCCAACAAGUGCACAAGACUGAUGGUCAUGCGGAUGUUUGUGCUAUUGCACAUCCUUCUUUUGUCGAAAUUGAAGAAGUUGAGGCAAUUGGAAAAAAUAAGCCCAUUCUGAUAUCUGCAGCGGAAAGCGAUGUAACGUUUUCGGCUGAGUUAAGGCACUUGACUGAAGCUUCGCUUUCAAAAUUGGGCAUGAGGUAUCAAAUCGAUUUGUUUUCUGGGGUAGAACAUGGUUUUGCUGUGAGAGGUGAUACAAGUAAUCCAGUAGUAAAAUAUGCAAAGGAGAAAGUGUUGUCGGAUCAAGUAUACUGGUUCAACACUUUCUCGAGGGAUAUUUGA
This is a messenger RNA of Zygotorulaspora mrakii, 744 nucleotides long. It is a transcript of the gene AIM2, whose product is annotated as protein AIM2. Lineage: Eukaryota; Fungi; Ascomycota; Saccharomycetes; Saccharomycetales; Saccharomycetaceae. The transcript has a single exon. The record is from RefSeq and is a predicted model, not a curated record. The coding region runs from base 1 to 744 and encodes 247 amino acids. Gene Ontology annotation, molecular function: hydrolase activity.